AUGGAUCUGGAAGAUGACCACGAGGACCCCUUCGACAUCGGGGAUUUGUGGAAGCCCUCCCGGUUUCCCUUGCAGCCCCUGCCGCCCCUCGAACCGCUGAUCUGGGACAAAGAACUGCCUGAUAUUCCAACGGGCCCUUUUGAAAAUCCCCUCAACUUAUUCGAGAAAAACGACUCCCUCCUUUACCAGCUCGAUGUCUUCGGAUCCGAUGCCGUCGACCCGGACCCGGUUGCCGCACCCGAGACCGUCAACGACGAGGCGAAAGCAGAAAAGACUGAUGAAAGCGACGAUGACACGAAGUCUUCCGUUCCGGAACUGGAAAACAUCUGGGCGCUCGAGACUCUGCGCGAAACGCCAGAACCAAAGCCUAAACUACAGUCUUGGGAUGGGUUCCUAGAUCACGGGUUUCGGGAACCUGCCUCGGCAUACCUGAGCGAAUUUGGAGCCCGAGGGUUUGAUGCUGCACUAGCCUAUCAGGCAUCGGUCACCGGGCUGGAAAAUUCUGGACGUCUUGUACGGCCUGAUGUUUUCCUCCAUGCGUUGUUUCGGCUUGGACUCGGUUGGAACUCGAUGUUCUUCCACUACAAUGAGCAAAAGAGGGCUUUCGAGAAAAGCAUACGAGACAUACGCGUAUCAGGAGUCAGUCUUGCGGCAAUAGAUGGUCUGAUCGGAAAUGUCUUGCAGUGUGGGACAGACAUGCAGAGGAUCCGGAAAUUUGUUCGGCAAAACCCAGCUGUACCGGACCAGCCGUCUGCUUUAUCCAGUCUGGCUGGUGCUGCUUCUGUAUUAGUUUACGGUCUUGAAAAACGGCUGUCGACAUACCUCGGUCCGGAAACAUCAUUGAUUCAAAUUCAGGCCUUGUUCCGGCGGUGCGGUGAGCUGGUUGGCACUUUGGCAGAUAUUGUCGAUGCAGUUGAAAAGGCCAAAUACGAAAGCGAGAUCAUCUCCAUUCUUCUUGUCAAAUGCGAUAACCACGUACAGCGACUUCCUUGGAUGGCGGACAUAUUGCACGACAUUAUUGCUCGGUGCACGCGGCCGUGGCUGGCACUGGUGGAGAGUUGGAUCGGGCUUCGAAGCGAAAAGCCCCUCUCGACUCAACUGAGCAGUAUGAAGGACAGCUUUAUUGAAGUGGAAUACUCCCAGGACUUGGGUGUGCAACGAAUCGCACCCCCAAUAGCCGAAUAUUACUACCGUCCAGAGAUGAUGCCGUCUUCUGUCCCCGCCGACCAAGCAAGACUCGUUUUUGAAACCGGAAAGGCUCUUCGGCUUCUCAAGCAGGAGCAACCGAAUCAUCCCAUUUCAAGGGAAGAUGUUGUGGAUAGCUCUGAUCCUCCAGCGCUUGAGUGUGCGUUUUCUUGGGCGGACAUUGAGCAAAUCCAGAACAAGGCCAGUCAAUAUGAGCGUCAACUUCGUCAGGAGAUACUCCGAUAUCAUCGAGGUGAUACUUCCAAAUCGCGCCGUGGUACUCGAAUUGGCCACGAUGCUUUCGACGGAAACGAGUCCGAUCCUAGUCUGACGGAUAAUUUCGAACUGAUCGACCUCGAUGACGCGAAGAACUCGACCGGGCUUCUUGGGAACAGCUCUUCCUUGGAGUCAGACAGUCUCUAUUCUAAGGCUGUUAACCAUGACUUUCUCAACCCAGAAUCCUCUGAUAUCACUGAGACAGCUUUUGGCCCGCCGCUGGCAUCGGUUCUAUAUCUGUCUCUUGCCCCGACCCUUUCUCUGCAAGCACGGCUUGUCGACUACUCGUGCUUGCAUCUGUUAUUUAAAGUGCAUAAGUUGCGGUAUCAUCUCAGAAUACAGUGGCGUUUUCAGCUUUUGGGCGAUGGCAUAUUUGCCUCACGUUUAUCCCAUGCCCUCUUUGACCCGGAAAUGGCAAGCGGAGAGCGAAAGCCCGGUGUAGCACGUAGCGGCGUCCAUACCGGACUGCGUCUGGGAAAUCGUGAUACUUGGCCUCCGGCGAGUUCGGAAUUACGCCUGGUCCUCAUGGGGUUACUUGCUGAAUGUCAUGAGGCUAGUGAAAACCGGCCCUCGACACGGGGUAUGCAGCAUGAAACAAAGGAGAAGGAAUUACCGGGGGGCUUGAGCUUCGCAAUUCGUGAAUUGAGAGGGGAAGAAUUGGUCAAAUGCAAAGACCCCAAUGCAAUUGAGGCAUUGGAUUUCUUGCGUUUACAAUACACACCGCCGACGGUUCUAGAAAGUGUCAUCACGUCCCGAUCACUUCACAAAUACGACCGCUUGUUUAAACACCUUCUCCGCUUGUUACGAAUGGUUUCUGUCGUCCACGGUCUUGUACGUGAUUCUACGGCGCGGGGCUCUCUGUCGGGAGACACGCGGAAUAUCUUUCAGAAGUUCCGCGUUGACGCACAGCACUUCAUCGGCGCACUCAAUGAUUACUUCUUCCAGAUCGGUGUUGGGUCUACCUGGAAGCGCUUCGAGUCUACACUGUCGAAGAUCGAGCGCUGUCUAGACCGUGGUGAUAUCGACGGGACCAUCGAGACGGCAGGCUCGCUGCACCGCCUAAGACAGCCAACAAGCUAUUGGAGGAUAUCUUCGGGACUAUUCUAG
Molecule: messenger RNA, 2568 nt
Organism: Rasamsonia emersonii CBS 393.64
Lineage: Eukaryota; Fungi; Ascomycota; Eurotiomycetes; Eurotiales; Trichocomaceae
Product: Gamma-tubulin complex component GCP6
Exons: 3
Coding region: 1-2568 (855 amino acids)
Biological process (GO): mitotic cell cycle; spindle assembly; cytoplasmic microtubule organization
Cellular component (GO): spindle pole; centrosome; equatorial microtubule organizing center
Molecular function (GO): gamma-tubulin binding; microtubule minus-end binding
Source: RefSeq, a predicted model, not a curated record